Messenger RNA from Kazachstania africana CBS 2517, 786 nucleotides. RefSeq names its product Vps71p (gene VPS71). The record is from RefSeq and is a predicted model, not a curated record. Gene Ontology annotation, molecular function: nucleosome binding. NCBI's taxonomy places the organism in Eukaryota, Fungi, Ascomycota, Saccharomycetes, Saccharomycetales, Saccharomycetaceae. Gene Ontology annotation, cellular component: Swr1 complex. Gene Ontology annotation, biological process: chromatin remodeling. Bases 1 to 786 code for a protein of 261 amino acids. The transcript has a single exon.
AUGCCUUCCUCACUGGUAGAAGAAAUAGACAAGAAGACGUAUAAUCCUAAUGUUUACUUCACAACAUCUGACCCACAAUCUUAUAGGACUAAAAAUAAAGUGGGCAAGUCCAGUGGUUCUUCACAGUUUAGAUCAGUUAAACGAGUGAAUUACUCAUUAACUGAUCUAGAGGCAAGGCUGUAUGCAACAAAACCCGACGGGAAGGGCAAUGAUAAUGAGAAUCUACCUGGGAAUAAUUCUACCAAUUCUUAUUUGGAUAGGUAUACUCCACAACAAAUAAUGCAAUCACAAAGGCGGUUCAUGGAGCUUAACACUGAAAAUCUUAGUGAUUUAAAGGAUAUCCCUAGUUUAUUGAGCAGUAUUACCGGAUACGAUAAGGACAAAAUUAGUUCAAGCACAUCUACAAUUUCACAAAUUGACUCUGAUCUCUCAGCAAGAGCAGCAAAAAAUAAAUGGGAAAUACCUAAAUCUUUACAGUACUCAUAUAAAUCUACUGCCAAACCAAAGGAGAAGAAGAAAAAUACCAAUCGUAUAGUAGCGCUUAAGAAAACCCUUUCAUCAAAGAGAAAACUCCCUACCUACGUUGACACCAUGAACCAACUGGAUAAGAGUAUCAUUUUCAAUAACGUUUACAACAAAAAGUAUUUCAAGGUACUUCCUCUGAUCACUACUUGUUCUAUUUGCGGUGGUUAUGACAGUAUUUCCAGUUGUGUUAACUGUAAUGAUAAAAUUUGCUCUUUAAGAUGCUACAAACUACACAAUGAAACUAGAUGUACACACAGUUGA